AUGGAUGACUCCAUCAGACGCGUCGAGAAGCUCAACCUCGAAGAGGUGGAGAAGGUGGACGAAAUGGACAAGAACGCCGAUCCCUUCUCACCAGAAGAAGAGCGACGACUUGUCCGUAAGCUCGAUCUAUGGAUCGUUCCGCUUAUGAUGUUCACAUAUAUGCUGCAAAGCUACGACAAAGGCAUCAUGAGUGCCGCCACACAAUUCAAUUUCAACGAUGACCUAGGCUUGACCACCAUCGUUGGAUAUGAAGCAGAUGGCACAGCCAUCACGAACAACCGACGGUACUCGAAUGCCUCGAUGAUCUUCUAUAUUGGCUAUUUGGUGGGCACAUACCCCAUGAUGUAUCUGGCGCAGCAUUUCCCGCUUUCACGUGUCAUCUCGGGGGCGACAUUUCUAUGGGGAAUAGUAGUCAUGUCAACUGCCGGUUGCUCCAACUAUUCUGGCAUCAUGGUCAAUCGGCUUGUGCUGGGCCUUCUCGAAUCCGCUGUCGCGCCCACAUUCACGGUCUUGGUCACAUUCUGGUGGACUCGUGAUGAGCAGGCCUUGCGUACCGGACUCUGGUAUUGCUGUGUUGGGGUGGCCACUACUAUUGCUCCUUUGAUUAACUAUGGACUUGGGCAGAUUCAUGGACCCCUCGUCUCAUGGAAGCCUAUGUUCCUAGUCCUUGGCGCUAUCACCACCACCUGGGCAGUGGUCUUGUUUUUCUGCUUGCCAGACAGUCCCAUCACAACAAAGGGACUCAAUGAGAGCGAACGCCAAAUUGCUCUUAGCCGACUUGAGCGAAACCAAGCAGGCACAAUCAGCCGUCAAUUCGAUAAAGCUCAGUUCCUCGAGACCUUCCGAGACUUCAAAACGUACAGCUGCACCCUCAUCAUUCUCUUGACAGGAGUACCUUCUGGGGCAAUCGGUACUUUCGGAACGAUUGUUAUCAAUGGAUUUGGAUUCAGUCACUUUGACUCACUGGCAUUGACAUGUCCGAUCGGUGCCAUCACUGCACUGUCCAUUUUGCUUGUUGGCUAUGUGACGCGAAAGUGCAAUGGUACUCGCUACUUUUGCAUAAUUAUAUGUGCUCUUAUCUCCAUCGCCGGGACUUUAAUCUGUUGGUUGGGACCUCGCAGUAAUAAGGGCCUUUUGUUUGCUGGAAUCUUCUUGAUCGCUGUCCAAGUUGCUUCUGGUGGGCUGGCCGUCUCACUGGUCGCGUCCAAUAUUGCUGGUCAUACCAAAAAAGCAACCACCAGUGCAUCCACCUUUGCCGGUUAUUGUAUUGGCAACAUCAUUGGGCCACUGAUCUUCGCUUUGUCUGUCUUUGUGGAGUAG
Messenger RNA from Penicillium longicatenatum, 1320 nucleotides. RefSeq lists its product as uncharacterized. Gene Ontology annotation, biological process: transmembrane transport. The record is from RefSeq and is a predicted model, not a curated record. Gene Ontology annotation, molecular function: transmembrane transporter activity. Gene Ontology annotation, cellular component: membrane. NCBI's taxonomy places the organism in Eukaryota, Fungi, Ascomycota, Eurotiomycetes, Eurotiales, Aspergillaceae. Bases 1 to 1320 code for a protein of 439 amino acids. The transcript has 4 exons.